AACUACAAGUUCAAAGCGAUAAUAACAAUUUUAAAAACGCUGUUUGAACUUUGAAAGGUAACAAUGAAAAUAUUACUUUCAUAUAGACGGUUAUUUCAACAACAACAAAAAUAGGACACGGUUAAAGUUCCUGAACUGAAAAGUAACAUAGGAACUAUUUUAGUGGGAGUCGCUGUGUCCUACCCGGAUCAGGAAGAUGGUUAUCCAGGAUCCAUGGUGUCUUUCCCAGGCAGCAAAAUGAGAGGCGUUGGUACAUUUAUCAGCAGACCACUGCCUUUCCUAUUACUUCACUUUACUCUAUUGAAAUGCGAUAUAACAGACGGCAAUGUAGAGCACUUAAAGCGGGAGCAUUCGCUCAUGAAACCGUACCAGGGUGUUGGAAGCAGCCCAUCCAGUCAGUGGGACUUCUGGGGGAGCACGCUAGUCACCAGCUCAUAUGUGCGCCUGACACCUGAUGAGAGAAGUAAACAGGGAUCCAUAUGGAACACAGUGCCUGUUCAUCUGAAAGACUGGGAGAUGCACGUGCAGUACAAGAUCCACGGGUCGGGGAAGAAAAAUCUCCAUGGAGACGGCAUCGCCAUCUGGUACACGAAGGAGAGACUUCAUCCAGGCCCAGUCUUUGGAAACCAAGAUCAUUUUGUUGGCCUGGCUUUAUUUGUGGAUACCUUCCGCAAUGAUCUCCAUGGGAUGGAUCGUUCCUUUCCCUACAUCUCUGCCAUGGUGAAUAAUGGUUCUCUGCCCUAUGACCAUGGGAAUGAUGGACGUACCUCUGAACUGGGAGGCUGCUCUUCUGAGAUCAGGAACAAAGACCAUGACACCUACCUCGCCAUUCGCUACUCCAAGGGCAGACUCACGGUGAUGAUUGACAUUGAUGAUAAGAAUGAAUGGAAAGAGUGCAUUGACAUCGGGGGUGUCCGUCUCCCCACGGGGUACUACUUUGGGGCUUCUGCUGCUACAGGAGAUCUCUCUGAUAACCAUGAUAUCAUCUCUAUGAAGAUGUAUCAACUGAUGGUGGAACACGCACCUGAUGAGGACAGUCUGGACUGGACCAAGAUUGAGCCAAGCGUCAGCCUGCUGAAGUCCCCCAAAGACAACAUUGAUGAUCCUACUGGUAACUUCCGAAGCACACCUCUUACUGGCUGGAAGGUCUUCCUGCUUCUGCUGUGUGCUCUACUGGGAAUUGUAGUUUGUGGUGUUGUAGGGGCUGUAGUCUUUCAGAAGCGCCAGGAAAGAAACAGGAGGUUUUACUGAGAGGAAAAACAUAUUUCUGUAUGUGAGAGGUAUUUGUAAAAUGAGCUGUUGUGAAAAAUACAGAUUCAGAAACGCAUCCAAAGUGAAUUUUCUAAAGAUUGUACAAAUGUUUAUAUCUGCUGAAGCACCGCGAUGAUUACAGUCACUUAUGGUAUCGUCCAAUGUUUGUGAAAUAACCAUGACUAAUGGUUACUACCACGUAUAUGAGUGACCUUUUGAUGGAGGCAGUUUGUUUUUGUUUUUAUUCACACCCUUUCCCCUGUUCUUUUUGCUUUCACAGUACAGGGGAUACUUGUGAAUUUGGAUCAACCUGUAAAAACACUGAUUUGUUCAAUAACUUUCAAAUGAGAUUUACUUUCACAACAUUUUCUGUAUAAGUUGAUUUAUUUUCACCUCAUCUUUUUAUACCAUUGGAUUCUGAGUGAUUGGACUGAUUUUAAAUAUUUGUAGGAUUUCAUUUAGUUUUUUACAUUGAUCUCUAACUGCUCUUGACUUUGAAUUCAAUAUGGGUGUUGGUAAGGAUUUUGGGCACAUUUACAUUCGGUAAGGCCUACCUUGGGGGCUUUACAAAUCUCUCAUGUGAGAUUGCAUCACAUUUUACAUUAGAUCAAUGGGAAUUGUGUUUUUAACGAUUCUGCAUAAAGUGUCUCUUUCCUUUUGAGGUGGCUGCUUAAACACAGAUUAUUUGAGUAGAAAUGUCCCUUUACCGUGAUUGAAUGACUCAAACUGAACAAGGCCGUGUUGCGUUAUCCUGUAAGACUCAAUAAAACUGGUCUCCCCAAAUGAUUAAA
Oncorhynchus kisutch (coho salmon) is the source of this 2042-nucleotide messenger RNA. RefSeq names its product vesicular integral-membrane protein VIP36-like. Gene Ontology annotation, molecular function: D-mannose binding. The record is from RefSeq and is a predicted model, not a curated record. Gene Ontology annotation, cellular component: COPII-coated ER to Golgi transport vesicle; endoplasmic reticulum-Golgi intermediate compartment; endoplasmic reticulum membrane. Gene Ontology annotation, biological process: endoplasmic reticulum to Golgi vesicle-mediated transport. Lineage: Eukaryota; Metazoa; Chordata; Actinopteri; Salmoniformes; Salmonidae. The transcript is spliced from 8 exons. Bases 214 to 1251 code for a protein of 345 amino acids.